Messenger RNA from Truncatella angustata, 1767 nucleotides. RefSeq names its product PUL domain-containing protein. The transcript is spliced from 2 exons. Bases 1 to 1767 code for a protein of 588 amino acids. The record is from RefSeq and is a predicted model, not a curated record. Gene Ontology annotation, biological process: protein modification by small protein removal. Gene Ontology annotation, molecular function: peptidase activity. NCBI's taxonomy places the organism in Eukaryota, Fungi, Ascomycota, Sordariomycetes, Amphisphaeriales, Sporocadaceae.
AUGGAUGUGCACCUUCUAGUGUACGACCUCUCCGGCGGCUUAGCCCGUCAGAUGUCAAUGAGUCUUCUAGGAUUUCAGCUAGACGCCAUCUAUCAUACCUCGAUUGAGCUUGGCGGAGUCGAAUAUGUAUAUGACAGUGGUAUCAACACCAUUCGACCUGGAAGUUCACAUCUAGGUAGACCCUUGGAGCGCCUGCACCUGGGCAAGACAGACUUGCCUAUCGAGGUCAUAGUGGAGUAUGUCGACUCGCUCCGAAGCAUAUUCACACCAGCCGCAUAUGAUCUCUUCAGGCACAACUGCAACAACUUUAGCAAUGAUUUCGCCAUGUUCCUUCUGGGCAACGGCAUUCCUGAACGUAUCAGCAAUAUGCCGCAGGCUGUACUUGACUCGCCCUUUGGGAGGAUGCUCCAGCCACAACUUGAAGGAAUGGUACAAGCGAGAAAGGCACAACAAGGUGGACUUUUAGGUAUUCAAAGCGACCCGCUGAGCAGGCCUGUCGCUUCCGCCACUGCACCAUCUGCGCAAACGAAUGGCCAUACCCCGAAAGCCGGAACUGUCAAAAUCGUUUCAAGUCCACAAGAGCUGGAUAGUUUGCUCGACGUGGCAAAAACGUCUUGUGCCGUCAUCUUCUUCACAUCAGCAACAUGCCCUCCAUGUAAGGUGCUGUACCCAGUGUAUGACCAACUGGCGACAGAGCUUGGUGAUCGAGCCACAUUGAUCAAAGUCGACACGUCUCAAGCAUUUGACAUUGGCCAAAGAUAUGGUAUUAGAGCUACUCCCACUAUUGCCACGUUCCUCUAUGGACAGGAACAGGAACGCUGGUCUGGUGCUGAUGCAGCCCGCCUACGUAGCACUGUCCGUCUUCUAGUUGAGAUGGUCAAUCCAAGACACCUCCAUGAAGCUCUCCGUCUGCCACAUUUCGCUGAUCCUGACGUCAAGCCUGUCUUGUAUAUCAAGACACCACCUCUUGAUAAACUUGUCGCUAAGAUGGGAGCUGCCUCUGCGAACACAUACAUCCAAGGGGUGAAGCACUUCAUUGAGGUACGAGCGGCAGAAGGGCCAGCACAGACUACAAUGCCUGAUUUGCAAGGCUUCUCGGCUUUAUUGCGCAGUGGUGAACUCCCGGUUGAAGUCAUGUUCACUGUUGUAGACCUGUUCAGGUGCGCUUUGAUUGACGUGAGAGUCAGCGGUUAUUUUGCAGAAGAAUCCGGGCACAAGACCGUGGUGUCACUUCUCGAUUACGCCAACAAUAGAGGAACAGAUUGCCCCUAUGCGUUACGACUAGUAACUCUGCAGAUGGCCUGUAACUUGUUCUCCAGCCCACUUUACCCGGAUCAGAUUCUCUCCCAGGCGACAUUGAGAAACCCGAUCACCCAACUAGUAUCCACAAGCUUCUUGGAUGAUAGCCACAACAACGUCCGAGUAGCUGCCGCUUCUCUGCUCUUUAACAUUGCCUCUGCCAAUAGCAAGAAAAGAAGGGCUUCCACAUCCGAAGAUGCUAUCCCUGAAUCCGAUCAAGUUGAGCUUGCCGCGUCGGCACUCGAAGCCAUUGCGCAAGAGACUUCAUCCUCUGAAGCUCUUCGCGGCAUGCUGCUGGCAUUAGGAUACCUGGUCUACUGCGCCCCACUGGGGAGUGAACUGAUAGACCUUCUAAGGUCAAUGGAUGCCGAGGAUACCAUUAUUGCCAAAUCGAGGCAGUUUCCACAAGAGGAUCUUGUUAAAGAGGUUGGUGCGGAGUUGUUUGGAAAGGGUUUGAAGAAGCCAUGA